UUCGUCUCCUUUAGAUUUCCCCACAGUUCAGGAGCUCUGAUCCGAGCAUGAGCAUUGUGAAAGAAAACGAGCUCCAGAAGGUUCGACGAGGAUUGGAAAUAACCAAACAUUGAGCUACUUCGCUGUUAUUCAGACCCAGGAGGUUACGACUGUUUAAGGGGUAUGCUGGUAAAGAUGGGGGUUUGGAGUGUGUGUUGUAUUUCACUCCUCAGCUGUCUGCUGAAGGUUUCUUCCGCUCACAGUGACUUCUUCACCUCUAUCGGUCAAAUGACAGAUCUGCUAUUCACAGAGAAGGACCUGGUGACGUCAUUAAAAGACUACAUUAAAGCGGAGGAGAGCAAACUGGAGCAGGUCAAACAGUGGGCAGAGAAGCUUGAUGCUCUGACAGCCACUGCCAUACUGGACCCGGAGGUGUUUUUGGGUCACCCUGUCAAUGCCUUUAAACUGAUGAAGAGACUAAACACAGAGUGGGGUGAAGUGGAAGAUCUGGUGCUCAAGGAUAUGUCUGAUGGCUUCAUUUCAAACUUGACCAUCCAGCGUCAGCAUUUUCCUAAUGAUGAAGACCAGACAGGUGCCGGCAGAGCUCUUAUCCGACUGCAGGACACUUAUCAACUGGACACACAGACCAUCUCUUCUGGAGAUCUGCCUGGCAUCACCACAGACUUGCCUUAUAAGAGCACGCUGUCAGUAGAGGACUGUUACGAACUGGGAAAAAUAUCCUACUCCGAAGCAGACUACUAUCAUACGGAGUUGUGGAUGGCUCAGGCGCUCAAGCAGCUGGAUGAAGGAGAAGAUUCCAGCAUUGACCUCGUGACUGUGCUGGAUUAUCUCAGUUACUCCGUCUACCAGCAGGGGGAGCUAGAGAGAGCUCUGGAUAAUACCAAGAGACUGCUCACUAUCGACCCUGAUCACCAGCGAGCCCUUGGGAACAUGAAAUAUUUUGCAUAUCAGUUAGCCAAACAGAGUAAGACAGAGGAGCCACACAAUACUGCGGAGGAGAGCGAGAAAGGGCAAGACAAGUCGAUGAAGGAGUAUCUCCCUGAGAAGAGAAAAUAUGAGCGGCUGUGCAGAGGAGAAGGACUCACGAUGACCCCUCGCAGACAACGGCGCCUGUUCUGCCGGUACCACGACAAUAACAGACAUCCGUUCUACGUGAUCGGUCCAGUUAAACAGGAGGACGAAUGGGAUCGUCCGCGCAUCAUCCGAUACCACAACAUUAUAACCGAGCAGGAAAUGGAGAAGGUGAAGGAGCUUGCCAAACCAAGGCUGCGCCGUGCCACCAUCUCCAACCCCGUUACCGGCGUUCUUGAGACCGCCCAGUAUCGCAUCAGUAAAAGUGCCUGGUUAGACGCCUACGAGCAUCCGGUUGUGAGUCGUAUAAAUCAACGCAUAGAAGACAUCACUGGACUCAAUGUCAAAACGGCUGAGGAGCUGCAGGUGGCAAAUUACGGUGUUGGAGGACAAUAUGAGCCCCAUUUUGACUUUGGACGGAAAGAUGAACCAGAUGCUUUCAAAGAGUUGGGCACGGGAAAUCGAAUAGCCACCUGGCUGUUCUACAUGAGUGAUGUGACAUCAGGGGGCGCCACCGUCUUUACAGAUGUCGGAGCGGCUGUAAAGCCAAUGAAGGGUACGGCAGUAUUCUGGUAUAAUCUCUUUCCCAGUGGAGAUGGAGAUUACAGUACACGACACGCAGCUUGCCCAGUACUGUUGGGCAAUAAAUGGGUUUCUAAUAAAUGGAUCCACGAGAGAGGGCAGGAAUUCAGAAGACGGUGUGGCCUGAAAAAGUCUGAUGGAAGAAAAUAAAAAUCAUCUUCCUCAUGAUGUCUUCCUCCGAGACUCUGAACAGACUAUGGAAGCACAGCACCAUCCUUUCUGUUCACAUCAGCCCACAUGUGACUGUCAUGUUUCUUUUUUUUACAGAAGCGUACAUGUGUGUGUGCGUGUGCCAUUUUAUGGGUUAUGUUACCUCUGUUAGUGCCUUUUGUCCUAGUGCAGCAGGGCACCUAAGGAUGACACUAUUCCUGACAACACUCCAUAAUGGCUCUUAAGCUAGUGCACUGUAUAUUAACGCCGUCAUAUAAGAGCUGUUAAUAUGACUUAGUCAAACCAAAGUGAAACAUGAAAAGUAUACGUACAGAAUGAAUGUUCACAGCUUCACAGAAUAAACCUGAUUU
This is a messenger RNA of Triplophysa dalaica, 2174 nucleotides long. RefSeq names its product prolyl 4-hydroxylase, alpha polypeptide I a (gene p4ha1a). NCBI's taxonomy places the organism in Eukaryota, Metazoa, Chordata, Actinopteri, Cypriniformes, Nemacheilidae. Gene Ontology annotation, biological process: peptidyl-proline hydroxylation to 4-hydroxy-L-proline. The record is from RefSeq and is a predicted model, not a curated record. The transcript has 15 exons. The coding region runs from base 163 to 1803 and encodes 546 amino acids. Gene Ontology annotation, cellular component: endoplasmic reticulum. Gene Ontology annotation, molecular function: iron ion binding; L-ascorbic acid binding; protein binding.